Messenger RNA from Salmo salar (Atlantic salmon), 4833 nucleotides. RefSeq names its product ATP-dependent zinc metalloprotease YME1L1. Gene Ontology annotation, biological process: mitochondrion organization; protein quality control for misfolded or incompletely synthesized proteins. Gene Ontology annotation, cellular component: mitochondrial inner membrane. Gene Ontology annotation, molecular function: ATP-dependent peptidase activity; ATP hydrolysis activity; ATP binding. The record is from RefSeq and is a predicted model, not a curated record. NCBI's taxonomy places the organism in Eukaryota, Metazoa, Chordata, Actinopteri, Salmoniformes, Salmonidae.
UUUAUAAUUAGCCGCUUUCAUUUCGCGAACUUCACGAGCAAACUGAGUGGAUGGCUGGGACCGCACACUGGACAGCAGUUUCAGUGAAGGAACGAGAAACAAGGGCAUAUCGGAAAGGAACCUCUAAACACACUGCUGGCCUGUCUCGAGAGCGAAAUUGGGAAUGUUUUCCUUGUCAACAACAGUCCAACCACAGGUCACUGUCCCCCUGAGUCACCUGAUCAAUGCCCUCCAAUACCUGAAGACCGCAGUGGGCAGCAGCAGUGCCGCUGCUAAACCUCAGCAUAGAGAGCAUGCCUCGGAACAGGACUUGCAGAGCACAGAGCCCACGUGGAGCCUGAGGGACCUGGGCCUGUCUGACCUGGGCAUGGGGCAGCUGGACGAGCUAGUAAGCGCUAUGUUACCACGUCUGAGUCAACAGGGGGCGCUGUCCUCAUCCAGCCCCAGCCAACAGGCAUGGAGGAUCUCUCACCUCUCCUCACAUUCCUUCUUCUACAACAAGCAUGGGUUCUCUGGUGGUAAAAUGGGCACCUCUUACCCUGUUUUCUGCAAACAGAUCCCUUCCCCUCUUCAGGCCGUUUGUACAGAGCUCCGCUAUUGGCCAGUGUGGAUCCAGAACAGAGGCUUUAAAACUCUAGGGAAACACAAGCGACUGCAGGCAGGCUUUGAGCGUCCCAUGGAAUCAGAUGGCUUUACACCCUCGUUUAUGAAGGGCCUCCUGACGCGUGAUAAGGGGAUGGAGGUGGAAACCUUGGACAAGCUUAUGAAGAACAAGAAUUUUCCCGAUGGGCAGCAAGAUUCUUUCAAGACCGGGUUUGCUGAGGGCUUCCUGAAAUCCCAAGCUCUGACACAGCGCACACAAGACUCUCUGAGGAGGACGAGGCUGGUCCUGCUAGUCCUGCUGCUCCUGGGACUCUACGGCCUCUCCAAGACCCCCUUCCUAUCGGUACGAUUCCGAACCACAUCAGGCCUGGACUCAGCGGUGGACCCUGUCCACAUGAAGAACGUGACGUUUGAGCACGUCAAAGGGGUGGAGGAGGCCAAGAAUGAGUUGCAGGAGGUGGUGGAGUUCCUCCGGAGCCCAGAGAAGUUCACCGUCCUCGGAGGGAAACUGCCGAGAGGGAUCUUGCUGGUUGGCCCUCCUGGUACUGGGAAGACUCUGUUGGCCAGAGCCGUGGCUGGGGAAGCCAACGUCCCAUUUUAUUAUGCCUCUGGCUCUGAGUUUGAUGAGAUGUUUGUGGGGGUUGGAGCCAGUCGCAUCAGGAACCUCUUCAAGGAAGCCAAAGCAAACGCGCCGUGCGUAAUCUUUAUUGACGAGUUGGACAGCGUCGGAGGGAAGAGGAUCGAGUCUCCCAUGCACCCCUACUCCAGACAGACCAUCAACCAGCUACUGGCUGAAAUGGACGGGUUCAAACCAAACGAAGGGGUCAUUAUCAUUGGAGCGACAAACUUCCCUGAGGCUUUGGAUAACGCUCUGAUUCGACCGGGACGUUUCGACAUGCAGGUCACCGUCCCCAAGCCAGAUGUGAAGGGGCGCACAGAGAUCCUCAACUGGUACCUUAGGAAGAUUAAAGUAGACCCUGAUGUGGAGGCUGGGAUCAUCGCCAGGGGAACAGUGGGCUUCUCCGGGGCCGACCUGGAGAACCUGGUCAACCAAGCGGCUCUGAAGGCGGCGGUGGACGGCAAAGACAUGGUGACCCUCAAAGAGCUGGAGUUCGCCAAGGACAAGAUCCUCAUGGGCCCAGAGAGGAGGAGUGUGGAGAUAGACAAAAAGAACAAGGAGAUCACGGCGUACCACGAGUCUGGCCACGCUAUCGUGGCGUAUUACACCAAGGAUGCCAUGCCCAUCAACAAGGCCACCAUCAUGCCCAGAGGACCUACGCUGGGUCAUGUGUCCAUGCUCCCAGCUGAUGACCGCUGGAGCGAGACGCGUGCUCAGCUGCUGGCCCAGAUAGACGUCAGCAUGGGAGGCCGUGUGGCAGAGGAGAUCAUAUUUGGCAACGAGUUCAUCACCACUGGUGCAUCAAGUGACUUUGAUGCUGCCACCAGAAUUGCAAAAAUGAUGGUGACCAGAUUUGGUAUGUGUGAGAGGCUGGGUGUCAUGACCUACACUGACCAAACCAAGCAGAGCCCAGAGACACAGGCUGCCAUCGAACACGAAGUCAGGAAACUUUUGAAGGAUUCGUACGAGCGGGCCAGGGCUCUCCUCAAGUCUCACGCCAAAGAACACCAGAACCUAGCCAAUGCCCUGCUGCAAUACGAGACGCUGGAUGCCAGAGAGAUCAAGAUGGUCCUGGAGGGCAAGGGCUUGGAGACAAGAUGAGACUUCCAAGGGUGGAGGUGUCACUCUGGUUAAUUUGGGAGAUCGGGUGAGGGGUGGGAAGACAAUACAUCGCUGUCCACAGUGAUUUCACAGUCUACGCAAACAGAGCUACGGAGCUGUACAUGUGUAUGUACAGUGCCUUCAGGAAGUAUUCACAGCCUGAAUUUAAAACAGAUUAAAUUAAGUUUUUGUGUCACUGGCCUACACACAAUGCCCCAUAAUAUAAAAGUGGAAUUAUGUUUUUAGAAAUGUUUACAAAUUUUAUAAAAAAUGAAAAGCUGAAAUGUCUUGACUCAGUAAGUGAUCAACUCCUUUGUUAUGGCAAGCUUAAAUAAGUUCAGGAGUAAAAAUGUGCUUAACAAGUUGCAUAGACUCACUCUGUGCAAUAAUAGUGUUUUAAUGUGAUUUUUUUGGAAGGACUACCUCAUCUCUGUACCCCACACACAUACAAUUAAUUGUCUGUACGGUCCCUCAGUCAUGCAGUACAUUUUAUACACAGAUUCAACCACAAAGACCAGGGAGGUUUUCCAAUGCCUCGCAAAGAAGGGCACAUAUUGGGAGAUGGGUAAAACAUUUAAAAAAGCAGACAUUGAAUAUCCCUUUGAGCAUGGUGAAGUUAUUAAUUACACUUUGGAUCAAUAUACCAAGUCACUACAAAGAUAUAGGCUUCCUGCCCAACUCAGUCACAUUUCAGCUGGACAAUAACCUCAAACACAAGGCCAAAUAUUCGCUGGAGUUGCUUACCAAGACGACAUUGAAUGUUCCUGAGUGGCCUAGUUACAGUUUUAACUUAAAUCUGCUUGAAAAGCUAUAGCUAGAAAAUGGCUGUCUAGCAAUGAUUAAUAACCAACUUGAAAGAACUUGAAUAAUUUAAAAAAUAAUAAUGUGCAAAUAUUGUACAAUCCAGGUGUGCAAAGCUGUUUGAGACUUACCCAGAAAGACUGGGUAAUCACUGCCAAAGGUGAUUCUAACAUGUAUUGAUGUGAAUACUUAUACAAAUUAGAUUAUUAUUAUUUUUGUAAAACAUUUUUUUACAUGUUUUCACUUUGUCAUUAUGGGGUUAUUGUUUGAAGAUGGGUAAGGAUUUAAAAAAAAAUAUUCAAUCCAUUUUGAAUUCAGACUGUAACACAACAAAAUGUGGAAUAAGUGAAAUGGUGUGAUGAAUACUUCCUGAAGUUACUGUGUAUAUGUAAAUGUGUUUAAAUGUUUUAUGCUCAGUAAAAGGCCAAGUCCAUUGAUUCAAUGUCUUGCUCUAGACCUCCAGAAUCACAAUGAAACCAUCUAUCCUCCAUAAAAAGACAUUUGUUUCUACAUGAGACUUUCAAUCAUGUCUCUGUAAUAAGUCAAAUGGAAUCUGAUUCUCCAUAAGUAGUCUACCAAUAUUCCCAGGUUUGUCUGAGCCGUGUGUGUAACAGUUGCUGUUUCAAAGGUGGCCAUUUGGGAAUGUACACGUACAUGGAUUAGGGACUGUUUGGACUUAACCCAAAAUUCUAAUGUCUCUUAGUCUGAAUGUAUUUAUGUGAUAAAAUAUGUAAAUGCUGUGUGUGUGUGUGUGUGUGUGUGUGUGUAUAUAGAUGGAAGGAAAUGCUGCUGUGCUUCGAAAAAAAUGCUUUGUUACUUCAAACCCAACUUUGGUGUAUUAAGCAGUGACGGGCCAUUAAAUCCUUGUAGUUUUUGGUUUCAAUUCGGCUAACAUUCUUUCAUUCAUUUAAUUACGAAAUACCUCAAGUUAUCUGGUUUCUAAACAAUUGUCAAAGUAACAAUGAAACCUAGAAGACCCUACAACCACCUCAUCCUGGUUCACCCCACUUCUGCUGUGUAUUCCCAUCUGAACACCAGGUGUCUCUACCGUUACCUCAGUAGAUCUGUGAAUCUCUUCUUUACAUGUCCUCACGUUGUAUGUUUUUAAGCACAGAACCUCGUGGUGUAAGCAAGGACCGUCAUAGUCAUUUGCUGAUGUGUAAGCCUUUAAGGGAAACGGUCACAUGCAUUUGUAGACAAUACUCAAUCGCUUCAACAAUCUAGUAUCUCCAUCUUUGGUUAGCAUGAACGCUUUAGCCAAGAACGUUGAAAUCCUUUGAAACAUCUUCUGAUGUCGAGUUGGAAAUGUUAAGAUUGCGAUACAAUAGAGGUUUAAAGACCAUACCUUUUUAGCAUUUAUUAUGAAUAAACUUUUCUUUAGAGGCAAAUAUUACUAUCAUGAUACACUGUGCAAUUGGGUAUACAGUAUAUAACCAGCGUAACUUAUUGGUAUGCUUUGUACAUUUUAGUGUUUUACUUGCCUAAGUGACAUAUUUCGAGCUCCUGUUUUUGCCCCUUUUUCCCACCUUUUAGUUGUGUAUAUAUGAAUGUGGUUUAACGGGAACACUGUAUAUCGAUAGAAGGCUUUUGGGCUGCGUAUGCAUUGACUGGCUCAACAAUUGGCUGACACGUGUUUUAUUCUCUCAACGAUAUGACGACAGACGUUAGAGGAAUUGAAUGUGCAGCUGAAGUAAAUAAAUUAAACCCUG